Molecule: messenger RNA, 7306 nt
Organism: Nannospalax galili (Upper Galilee mountains blind mole rat)
Lineage: Eukaryota; Metazoa; Chordata; Mammalia; Rodentia; Spalacidae
Gene: Pdpk1
Product: 3-phosphoinositide dependent protein kinase 1
Exons: 14
Coding region: 240-1835 (531 amino acids)
Biological process (GO): intracellular signal transduction; peptidyl-serine phosphorylation
Molecular function (GO): protein serine/threonine kinase activity; ATP binding
Source: RefSeq, a predicted model, not a curated record
UUGUUUUCGGUUGGGCUCAGCCUGCAGCCGAGCCUCUGGGCUUACCUUGCGGUCCUGCCUGUGGAGGUGCAGCCUUUGGCGUUUACCUGGAGCAGGGUUCUGGGAAGAUGAAGAUGUGGGUUCCUGUUCGUAGCGCCUGAUGCUGGCAGCUCCGUUUCCAGAUUGUUGAUUAGAGUGCUCUGUAUGAUACUGUUCCCAUUCAAUCCAGCGUGGUGCUAUGUGCUUGCCCGUCUCCAUCAAUGGUGAGGUCUCAGACAGAGUCCGGCUCAGCCCCUGGCAUUCCUAGUGGUGUCAGCAGGCAGGGACCCACCAUGGAUGGCACCACAGCUGAAGCUCGGCCAAGUACCAACCCUUUGCAGCAUCCUGCCCAGCCACCACCACAGCCUCGAAAGAAACGGCCUGAAGAUUUCAAAUUUGGGAAGAUUCUUGGCGAAGGCUCUUUUUCGACAGUUGUCCUGGCCCGAGAACUGACAACCUCAAGAGAAUAUGCUAUUAAAAUUCUGGAGAAACGUCAUAUUAUAAAAGAGAACAAAGUCCCAUAUGUAACCAGAGAGCGAGAUGUGAUGUCACGCCUAGAUCACCCCUUCUUUGUGAAACUUUACUUCACAUUUCAGGAUGAUGAAAAGCUGUAUUUUGGCCUUAGUUAUGCCAAAAACGGAGAGCUACUUAAAUACAUCCGCAAAAUCGGUUCAUUCGAUGAGACCUGUACCCGGUUUUACACAGCUGAGAUUGUGUCUGCUCUAGAGUACUUGCAUGGGAAAGGCAUCAUUCACAGGGACCUUAAACCAGAAAACAUUUUGUUAAAUGAAGACAUGCACAUCCAAAUCACAGAUUUUGGAACAGCAAAAGUACUAUCCCCAGAGAGCAAACAAGCCAGGGCCAAUUCAUUUGUAGGAACAGCGCAGUAUGUUUCUCCAGAGCUGCUCACAGAGAAGUCGGCCUGUAAGAGUUCAGACCUUUGGGCUCUUGGAUGUAUAAUCUACCAGCUUGUGGCAGGACUCCCACCGUUCAGAGCCGGAAAUGAAUAUCUUAUAUUUCAGAAGAUCAUUAAGCUGGAAUAUGAUUUCCCAGAAAAAUUCUUCCCUAAGGCAAGGGACCUUGUGGAAAAACUCUUGGUUUUAGAUGCUACCAAGCGGUUAGGCUGUGAAGAAAUGGAAGGGUACGAGCCUCUCAAAGCUCAUCCAUUCUUUGAGUCCAUCACAUGGGAGAAUCUGCACCAGCAGACGCCUCCGAAGCUCACAGCUUACUUGCCAGCCAUGUCUGAGGACGAUGAGGACUGCUAUGGCAAUUACGACAAUCUCCUGAGCCAGUUUGGCUGCAUGCAGGUAUCCUCCUCCUCCUCCUCCCACUCCUUGUCUGCGGUGGAUGCUGGGCUACCCCACAGAUCAGGCAGCAACAUUGAGCAGUACAUCCAUGAUUUGGACACUAACUCUUUUGAACUGGACUUACAGUUUUCUGAAGAGGAAAAAAGGUUGUUAUUGGAAAAGCAAGCCGGUGGAAACCCUUGGCACCAAUUUGUAGAAAAUAACCUAAUACUAAAAAUGGGCCCAGUGGAUAAGCGAAAGGGUUUAUUUGCACGACGACGACAAUUAUUGCUCACAGAAGGGCCACAUUUAUAUUAUGUUGAUCCUGUCAACAAAGUCCUGAAAGGUGAAAUUCCAUGGUCACAAGAACUCCGACCAGAGGCCAAGAAUUUUAAAACUUUCUUUGUCCACACGCCUAACAGGACGUAUUACCUGAUGGAUCCAAGCGGGAAUGCUCACAAGUGGUGCAGAAAAAUUCAAGAGGUUUGGAGGCAGCGGUACCAGAGCCACCCAGAUGCCGCUGUGCAGUGACAUGGCCUGCGGCCGGGCUGCCCUUUGCUGCCAGGAAAUCCCCAGCGCGGCUCGGCCGCCACCCAGGACGCUUCCAGACCACCUGACAGCCAUCUCAAGGAGAAUGCAGAUGGUGGAAACCUUGCAGCUUUUUUAUUUAAAAGAAAAGAAGAAAAAAAAACCCAAACCACACAAAGAACAAAACAAAUAACCAACAAACAGGAAUUCAGGGUUGCUUUGCUUGCUUUCUGUGCUCUGUGGUGGCUUCCACAUGCUGCUGUGGCUGUGGAGGCCCAGCUCCGUGCACGGCAGCCCAGCUCCCACCCCGACCAGUGGCCAGAUUUGGCUCACCAGCCCCUCCUAGCUUCCACAGGAACUGCACGCUUGCUUCUACACCCCCUCACCUGAUACACACAGCUCCUGAUGUGGCCAAGGGAAUGGGUGUGUCUUUGGCUCUUUCAGUUCCCCCCCCAGUGUCACAGAACCUUUCACCAAGGAGCUUCUUCACACCUCUGAUGGGGUGGCCACCAGCUUGAUGUAGGUACAGGGCUCUUAGCUUGUGCAUGUACUCACUUCCUCAAGUCAUGUGGCCCUGGAGACGUGAUUAGGCCCCUGACAUGCCUCCUUGUGUGACUGGUCCAGGAUUUCUGUGGUCUCUGCCUUACAGCAGGCAGGUUGUGUGGUGAGGAGUAUGCAGGCUACUAUAGUUACAGCAUCCUCUUUGGACUCUGCUCCUGUGUUCAAUCUCCUGGUGGUCCAUCUGGGGAGUUGGACAACCAAGCCAAGCAUAUGUCCAGGACGGGUGCUGUCAGACGAGAGCCUAGGUAGUACCAACUGGAUCAUUGCCUGGUACAGAAUACUGCCCUGAACCUGGCCAAGGCCCAGAGGUACUGUGGAGAAUCCAACCCUAGCAGCAUGGACCACAGCCCUCAUGUGGAGGAGUGGGACAGCAGGCUUUCCUGGGAGUCUCUGGAACAUGCCCUGUGAGAUAGGGUCUCAGAGGAUCCUGGUAUAGGCAGCCCCAGGGUGUGCCAACCUCCUGCCCAGCCUCACAUGCACCUGUUUGUGCUGUGGGUAAACAGUUCUCAGCUAGCUCAGUUCUUACAUCCCUGUGUUGAAAAUCUAAAAGCCUUCUCAUGUUGCUUAGUCACCUGGUACUGUAAAGGGUGGACUUUGCCUGGAAAGAAUGUUACCUCUGUCUGACACACAGGAAUAUCCCACUUAAACCUGAACCUGUCUGCUCUGGCAUUCUGUGCCAGUGUUAGGUCACUUCCUCUGAAGAUCAGGUGACAGUGCUCUGCUCUGUAAUACAGAUGGCCUGGGGCAUUUCAUUCCCUUUCUUGCUUUGUUACUCUCAAGCAGAGUGUUCCUGAGGGACUUGACUAUAUAUACUCUCUCUGCCUUGGUGGUUCUUGGAGGGUGGCCUUGGUCCUUAGCCAGGAGAAGUAGGUACCUGCCUUCACAGUUUGCUCACAAGUGACACCUCUGACUUCCAUGUCCAUAAGGCAGAACAAUUUUGCUAUUUCUGUUGACUUUCACAAAGGCACCAGCAAAAGGCCCACGCAGAGACGGUUCCCCCAGUUCAGUCUACAGUAACUGUCUGUGGGCCGGGCCAUCUAAACUAAGAGGAAAAAUUUCUUCUCAGACUUUUAACAGUAACAGUAAGAGUGGUUCUUUUAAAACUGGUGUGGAGUACAGACAGAAGGCCUGCCAUCAUGCCAGGGCAGGGGUGCUGGAUGGGAGCAGAGGUAUUCUUCAGAUGUUGCCAGAUCAUGUGGUAAGAGUUUCUGGUGAUCAAGGAGCAGGUAUCAGGACCUCACCUACCCUUAGGGCCCAGGGAGUGAACAUGACCCAGCAUGCAGCCCCAGCCUGUGAGUGAAGAUGGGUCCCCCUGUCUCCUAGCUUCUGAAGAGGCUUGCUUGUGUUGGCUGAAUCGCAAUUAGUUUCCUCCUUGGAGUUCCUAUUCAUGCUCAAUCUCCCUGGCUAUUUAGCCCUUGGAGUAUCCUGUGCCCUGUGUCUAUAUGUGUAAGAGUGACUCCCUGAUGCUCCCAUCCACACAGGCAUAGAUAAGGCAUCUCUCAGGGUACUUGACUAUAGGUGAACAUGUGGAGCUGAAACUUGGCUUUGAAUAAGAGCACCUGGCCAGCUGUGUAAGGGAGAGUCUCCUGUUGCCUCCUCCCCCUGGAGAGUGACACUACCUCCUGGGCUUCACCAAGCACCAUCCUAACCUCCAAAACCACAGGUGUGGGCUCAGUUGAGCUGGCAGUUGGUGGCCAAGAUGACUGCCCAAUGUGGACAAUAGCAGAGCUCUUCCAGGUCACCUUUGUCCUUACUGCUCACUAUUUUUUUUUUUUUUUGCCUUCUUCCAUCCCCCCCUUAAAGGGCCAUGCACAUUGUUUGCUUACCCUGACUUCGAUCACUUUCAGUUUUUUCCAACCAUCCUUAGAGUUGUCACCUAGUAUGCAGGUGCCUUACAUUGUAGGAUAGGGAUGUGGGUGUCUUUGUACAACAGUAUAUAUGUAGAACAGUAAGUGGGGGAUCUAUCUUAGGUGAAAAAGUGCCCUAUUGUUAGUAACUCUGGAAGUCAAGUGUCCUAAGAAUAGCAAGGAUGAAUAGAAGGUUCAAAGACCAUUCUCUGUGGCUUCUACCACAGGGAAAUAGGCCUGUGGUUGCUAUGUCUCAUAGCCCACUGAGCCCUGUUGCUUCUUGGGAACAGAGAAAGCUGAGCUUGGAUGGGUCAUUUCCACUUGUUUUCUGUAGCUACAGCUGGGCAAUGGGCAUCUUGGUGGAGCUCUGAGCCUCUCUACCCCAAGGAAUGGCACCAUGGCUCAGCUGCCAUUCUGAACCAUGAUCUGUUGUAGGCAGUAAAAGCCACUUUGAGAAAGGUGACUUGUUAGGCCAAAACUGGCAGCAACUUCACCUGCAGCCCUCUUGGGCUACCCUAAUAUUUGUGGUCCAUGCCUGAAGUAACCUUGUAGACCUGUGGCACAGACUCCCAGUGCCAGCAAGGGGCUCUGAGUAAUUAUGUGCUUUCUUAAAAGUAAUGUCUGUUUUCUGGGAAAACAAAAACAAAACAAUGAAAGGCCCACCAUUCAGAGACCACUGUGAGCAUUUUGGUGUAGAUCCUGCUCCCCCAAACUUUUCUUGCUUGGAAUUGAGCUCAGAGACUUGUGAGUACUAGGCAAGUGUUCUACACUGAACUACAUCCCCAACUCUUGUUUGCUUUUUAAACCAAACUGGGAACAUAUGACAUACAUCAUUUUGGAUCUAGCUUUUUUAUUUGAUAUUUUAAGCAUUUCCAUGCCAUGAGCAGUUUUUCAAAAGCAUGUUUUAAAUGAUUGUAGAGUCUAAUGGCUGUAAAUUUUAUAAGUUAUCUGACCAUUUCCCUGUUGUAAAACAUUCAGAUGGUUUUUUUUUAUUAUUAUUUAAGUAAUGCUGUGAUGAAUAUACUUAAAAAGUCUUUGAUUUUUACUCUGAUUUUUUUCCUCUCCAGAUGCCUGCAAGUGGUGUUUUUGGGUCAAAGAAUUUGUUCAUUUCACAUAUAUUCCUCCUCCUUAGUCUGAUGUUUAGAUGCUCUGAGUUCCAGUAACAUCCUCCUUCCUUGUGUCCUACAGAUUUUGAACAAAUCAGUUCUUGCUAAGCUGUGUGUUCUAAAGAGAGUUUGAAUAUGACUGCUUUUUUUUUUUUUUAAUUUUGGAAUGUCAUUACUGCAGAUUCAUUUGUGUCAGAUAUUUCCAAGAGCUAGUUUCCUUAUUUUCAUUGCAAGAAUCUGGUCAUGUUUGCAUGUUAGUUCUUGUCCAUCCUUGCUGCUAUGGCUUCCAAGUGCUUAGUGAUGUUUUCAGAAUCCCGUACUUUGUGUAUACAAUGGUACUGAAUCUGCUUCUACAUAGUCAGCAGAGAUAAAAUGUUGAACUGACCUUGCCACAUGGUUAGUGGUUAAUUCGUAAUUAAGUUUAUAGGACUCGGAAACUACAUUUGGGCCAUUUGAGAUCAGUAGCAAAGCAAAGUAGCAAGCUCUUCUUGAAAAAGAAACCAUGUAGAUGAUUAGGUUUUACAACAGUGCAGUUGUGUGUGUCCUUGCUCUACCCCUUCUCAGGUCUUAGUGUUUCAUGACAGCACAGUGGUCAGGCUUUUUCAUUGAGGACAGGUGUAAACAUCCCUUCACCUCCCUGCCCACAAUGCUGCAGGUUGAUUAUGAUCUUCAAGUCCAGACCACCCACCCAAAUUUGAUUGUAUUGUUUUUCCGUGUUGAGGGGGAGGGCAUUGAUUACAAUUGGAAACAUGUAACAGCAGAGAUUUUUCUGGGCACCAUACUCAGUGUCAGUUGACUCUGCCAUAGUCUAUUGGCUUAAGAUGUGCAGAAUCCCUGCCCUCCUGAUGCCUCAAGGCCCUUCCCCACUGGGUCCGCAGACUCAAGAUGCUCAUUGGUGAGACUUGGGAAGCUGAGGCAGCUGUAUGAUGAUGUUCCAAGGGAUGCUGCCAUACACUUUAUCCAUGUUUCAUUGCAAACUCAACAGAAACUGAUAGUGACUCCAGUGGGUGUAGCUUUUCUUAGGGAGAAUGUAUGACAAGUGCCCUUGAAUCAGUUGGAGCUGGGGCCACUUUCAUAGCGUUCUGAGGCUCUGAAGGGACUGGUGGCUUCAGGCCUAAGACUUCAGGUUGUAAAUCAGACUAUGGAGAAGUGGUCUAAGAAGGAAACUUUCUGUCAAAGAGCACUUUGGCAAAGGUGAGCAAAUGAAUUAACCAGUGUGAAUACCUGAAAUUUCCCUUUAAUUUCUUCCCUAUGAAGAAUACAAACUGUACAGAGUUUUUACAAAAGACAUCCCCCCCAUAUAGCCCACCCUACAAGUAGGUCAUUGUGCAGGUGAAAGCCUCCAUUGUGACCAUAGUUUGAUUGGAUGUUGGCAAAUUAAACUGUCACAGUAUUUAUAGCUGCUGCGGCUGUUCCAUAGCCACAUACAGUAGAAUGAAUCAAUAGUCUGUUGCUAUUGUUCAGGUUCGUGGCAGUCAGUUAGAACAUGUGUAAUACUCUCUACCUGGUCUGUAGCUGUAACUGUGAUGUACAGGCAAAGCAAAAUUUUUUUUAAAACUUAUGAAAACAAAUAAUGCAAUGAUACUAGGAUAUACACUUUUGUAUUUUUAUUCUUAUAUAAGGUUAUUUGCUGGCUAUUGUUGGCCUCUAGUUCAGUCUGUGUUAUUUAAAUUCUAAUAUAUGAAUUAUUUGGGUUGAAUUCAUGUUCGGGGUCACGUUGUUGUAUGUAUUGAUGUACAGCCUUGAAUGUGAAUAAUUAUUGUAAACUAUAUUUUACAACUUUUUUUCUGGCUUUAUUAUAUAAAUUUUCUAUUUGGUCAUGGUUUAAUCAUAUCAUAAUUUAAUGAAACUUUUUUUCUCUUUUUUUCAAAUACCUGUGCUUUAGAUGUAGUUACCGGAUGAUGAAUUUCCCUCGUAUGCUCGGUAGUCUUGUAAUAAAAGCAUGUAGCGUGUACACGUU